This is a messenger RNA of Eubalaena glacialis (North Atlantic right whale), 561 nucleotides long. RefSeq names its product potassium calcium-activated channel subfamily M regulatory beta subunit 3 (gene KCNMB3). Gene Ontology annotation, molecular function: potassium channel regulator activity; calcium-activated potassium channel activity. Gene Ontology annotation, cellular component: membrane; voltage-gated potassium channel complex. Gene Ontology annotation, biological process: detection of calcium ion; potassium ion transport. Lineage: Eukaryota; Metazoa; Chordata; Mammalia; Artiodactyla; Balaenidae. The record is from RefSeq and is a predicted model, not a curated record.
AUGGCUCAGGUGGAAGGAGUCCAUUUUGCCCAGCCGCCUGGUCUCAUGAAGCUGUUCAGCAUCCCCGUGCAAAUUACACUCCAGGGCGGCUGGAGACGCCAGGGGAGGACAGCCUUUUCUACCUCAGGGAGGAAGAGAAACAUAGACCACAAUGACGGAGACCUGCCAGAUGUGCACAGGAAGCUGCCAUCCAGUGCUGCAGAGGACCGAGCCAUACUGCUAUGGUUUGCAAUGAUAGGCUUCUCUGUCCUAAUGUUCUUCUUGCUUGGAAUAACCAUCCUAAAGCCCUUCAUGCUCAGCACCCAGAGAGAAGAAUCUAACUGCACUAUCAUCCACACGCACAUCUUGGACGACUGGAUGGAUUUCACCUGUGGUGUGGACUGCCGAUGUCAGGGCAAGUACCCGUGUCUGCAGGUGUUUGUGAACCUCACCCCUUCAGGUCAGAAAGUGCUCCUACAUUAUAAUGAAGAGGCUGUCCAGAUAAAUUCCAAGCGUGACGUUACAGACUGCAAAGUUAAAGUAAAGCAGACAUUGACAGUUUCUGAUGAGCAUAAACAGUAA